Messenger RNA from Colletotrichum spaethianum, 189 nucleotides. RefSeq lists its product as uncharacterized. The record is from RefSeq and is a predicted model, not a curated record. The transcript has 2 exons. The coding region runs from base 1 to 189 and encodes 62 amino acids. NCBI's taxonomy places the organism in Eukaryota, Fungi, Ascomycota, Sordariomycetes, Glomerellales, Glomerellaceae.
AUGUGCCCGGUGAAGUACUCUAUUUACACCCUGGCGCUUGUCGCUCCUCUUCUUGCCCUAGGAGCCCCAGUGCCCGAGGAGAUAAAAGCCACUCAAGAUGCUGAUGCCGAGAGUUUCUUCCUUCAGACUGAUUUCGGCUGGUUUGACGGCGGUGACAGCAAGAAGCGUGAGGCAUCUAUCGAGCAGUAG